Messenger RNA from Penaeus vannamei (Pacific white shrimp), 1353 nucleotides. The record is from RefSeq and is a predicted model, not a curated record. Lineage: Eukaryota; Metazoa; Arthropoda; Malacostraca; Decapoda; Penaeidae.
UGUAGUAGCCCCCGCCAAGCCCACAGAGCCCCUGCCAAGCCAGGAGCGCCUGCGAAGCCAGCCGAGGCCCCAGCCGAGGCCCCAGCAAAGCCAGCCGAGGCCCCAGCCAAACCAGAAGCCCCAGCCAAACCAGCCGAGGCCCCAGCAAAGCCAGCCGAAGCCCCAGCUAAACCUGCGGAAGCCCCUGCCAAGCCCACAGAAGCCCCGAAGACUCCCGAAGCGAAGCCAGCCGAAGUCAAGCCGGAGCCCCCACAGAAGCCAGCCGAGCCCCCCAAGGCCCCGACGCGAAGCAGCAAGCCCUGCGAAGCCUGCAGAGCCCCAGGCCCCGCCAAGCCCCUGCCCCUGCCCUGUUCUGCCCCGCCCUACCCUUGCGCCGCCCCCGCUCCCGCCAGCUCCGCCCUGCUGCCCUGCCUACCGCGCGCCCCAGCGGCCCAGCGGCCCCUGCCGCUCCGCCGCCGCCCGCCCCGCCCUGCUGCCCCUGCCCCUGCCGCCAAGCCGGCCGAGGUCCUCGCGGGGCCCGUGCCCGGCCUGGCGCCCGCCCCGCAGCCCUCGCCCACCGCGCCCGUGCCCAACAUCGGCGCCGCCUUCAGCCCCGCCCUGGACCCCGCCCUCGGCCCGGCCACGGGCGGCAACAAGCCCUCCACGUCGCCGCGCUUCGCCUCCACCUUCGUGCCGCCGGGGCCCGCCCUCGCCUCCACGCUGCCGCCCGCGCCCGUCGAGUCGCCGCAGAAGGAGCCGUCCUCGCCCACCCUCAUGAACCUGCGCGUCAAGGUGGCCCCGCCCGCGCCCGCGCCCGCAGCGCCCGCGGCGCCCCCGCGCCCGCCGCCCCCGGCGCCGCCGCCCAUGACCCCGCCAAGGCCAGCCCGCGCCCCAGCAGCCCGCCUUCCCCGGCUUCGGGCCCGUGCCGCAGCCGGCGCCCGGCCCCGCGCCCGGCCUGGCCCCCAGCUUCAUGCCCAGCCUCGGGCCCUCCAUGGGCCCCGCCCUCGGCGCCAUGAAGGCCCCCGGCCCCGCCCCGCCCAUGGGCCCCGGCCUGGCCCCCGCCAUGGGCACCGCCAUGGGACCAAUCAUGUCGCAUGGACCCCCGGGCGCAGGCCCCGCCCGGCCCGCCCCGGCCCCAUGUUCGGCGGCCCCCCGCCUGCCCCCAUGGGCCCCCCGCCGCCCGUGGGCCCCCUGCCCGCCUUCCUGACGGAGGCGGACGACGACGACGUCAUCAUCCCGCUGCUGGACGAGGUGCUGGAGGACCUCCCGCCGCUGGCCCCGGCCGGCGCCGCGCCCGCGCAGGGCCCGCCCGCAGGAGCCCCGCCGGGCCCGCCCGCCCAGGCCCCAGGGGACCCCCGCCCAAGCCCCAGAUGA